This is a messenger RNA of Corylus avellana, 1514 nucleotides long. RefSeq names its product FKBP-type peptidyl-prolyl cis-trans isomerase family protein (gene TWD1). The record is from RefSeq and is a predicted model, not a curated record. Gene Ontology annotation, molecular function: protein binding; peptidyl-prolyl cis-trans isomerase activity. NCBI's taxonomy places the organism in Eukaryota, Viridiplantae, Streptophyta, Magnoliopsida, Fagales, Betulaceae.
CUCUCUCUCUACGAUCCGUUUGCUUGCUGAGAAAAUCUUUGGGAGCGUGGAAGAGAAAAUUUUGAAGCUUUGGAUUUUUGUGGGUGUAUUUGUUUUUUUUAAAGAAAUGAAGUCAACUGAGCUAAACUGGUCCUUUUAGAAGCUCAGCUGAAAAUCUGAGGAAAGGCCUUCGGUUUGUCGAAUUUUGAAGAAUGGAUGAAGUUCAGGAGCAGCAAAGUCAACCACUUGAUCUAGAUAAUGAAAAUGAAAUAGUAGCUGAAAGUGCUGCAUUUGUGCAUGGGGAACCUCCUCAAGAUGCUAAUGCCCCCCCAAAAGCUGAUUCUGAGGUGGAAAUUCUUCAUGAGAAAGUCACAAAGCAAAUCAUUAAGGAAGGCCGUGGUCAGAAACCCUCGAAAUAUUCAACAUGCUUCUUGCACUACAGGGCAUGGACAGAGAGCACCCAGCACAAGUUUGAAGACACGUGGAAUGAACAAAGACCUAUUGAGUUGGUAUUAGGAAAAGAGAAGAAAGAAAUGGCUGGUUUGGCUAUUGGUUUGUCCAGCAUGACAUCUGGUGAACAUGCCCUGUUACAUGUGGGCUGGGAAUUCGGUUACGGGGAAGAAGGAAGCUUUUCUUUCCCAAAUGUUCCACCCAGGGCAGACAUAAUAUAUGAAGUUGAGCUCAUUGGGUUUGAUGAGACAAAAGAAGGGAAAACUCGUGGUGACAUGACUGUGGAAGAAAGGAUUGGUGCCGCAGAUCGAAGAAAGAUGGAUGGAAAUACUUUUUUUAAGGAAGAAAAACUGGAGGAGGCUAUGCAACAAUAUUCGAUGGCCAUCACAUAUAUGAACGAUGACUUCAUGUUCCAGCUGUUUGGAAAGUACAGGGACAUGGCUUUAGCUGUUAAGAAUCCAUGUCACCUUAACAUGGCAGCAUGCCUAAUAAAGCUCAAUCGCUAUGAAGAAGCGAUCGUGCAAUGCAGCAUUGUGUUGUCAGAGGAUGAAAACAAUGUCAAAGCCCUGUUUAGACGUGGCAAAGCUAGAGCAGAACUUGGGCAAACAGAUGCUGCCCGGGAGGACUUCCUAAAGGCACAGAAAUUUGCACCUGAAGACAAAGCAAUUGCAAGGGAGUUACGUUUGAUUGCAGAGCAUGACAAGGCUGUUUAUCAGAAGCAAAGGGAGAUUUAUAAAGGAAUCUUUGGACCAAGACCUGAACCCAAACCAAAGCGAUUUAAUCGGCUGGUUCUCUUUUGGCAAUGGCUGUUGUCACUCUUCUAUGGCCUCUUCAGGCGUGGAGGGCACAAAGCAGACUAAUCAAAAGUCUUCAUGAGCAGAUGGGCAAGAGGUUUUUUGUAUACUAAGCAAAUAUGAUAUUUCUGGUGUUGAAUGUUUACUGUCCAAAGGUUUCAGUGACAGAGACAUCCAGUUGUUUCUUCAAGUGUAGGCUAUGCUGAGGCCCAAGAUGCGUUUAUAAAGUAACUUUUGACAUUCUAAUAGGACCCUAAAACAAUGAAUUUGUUAAGAACAGUUUUCAGUUUU